Messenger RNA from Vitis vinifera (wine grape), 1554 nucleotides. Its product is annotated as glyoxylate/hydroxypyruvate reductase HPR3. NCBI's taxonomy places the organism in Eukaryota, Viridiplantae, Streptophyta, Magnoliopsida, Vitales, Vitaceae. The record is from RefSeq and is a predicted model, not a curated record. Gene Ontology annotation, cellular component: cytosol. The coding region runs from base 214 to 1218 and encodes 334 amino acids. Gene Ontology annotation, molecular function: NAD binding; hydroxypyruvate reductase [NAD(P)H] activity; glyoxylate reductase (NADPH) activity. The transcript is spliced from 3 exons.
GACUAUGUAGUUUUGAAAAAUCAACAGGGAGAAUAAGGGUGUGAUAAUCGACUGCAUGUCAUCUUUUGGAAAGCACGUAUCUUAUACGUCUCUAUGUGUGUCUGCUACAGACCCGUGUAUAACAAGAGAAUCCAUACGUCAACCAAGGCCAGAUUGAAUAAUCCCAACGCUUCUCCUUCCCAAUCCCUACAAUAAGUUAGCAAAAGGUGGAAAAUGUUAAACGGAGAAACACCAUUGCCGCAGAAUGGACACCGGAGAAACUCCAUGGCUGCUAUCACUGGUGAGGCAGAAGCAGAAGCACCAGGGGUGGUAUUUGUUCAUGGCAGCCCACCGUUUGGCCUCCCUUUCAAGGACCGGUUACUGAGUCGGUUCCAACUCAUCCACAUGUCUGAGUUACCUGAAUCCUCCCACGUCAAGGUCAUGCUCUGCAUGGAUCACACUCCGGUCACCUCCCAGACUCUAUAUAAACUCCCUUCACUUGAGUGCAUCGUGGCAUCAAGCGCUGGCGUUGACCACAUUGACCUCACGACUUGCCGCCUCCGUGGGAUUGCGGUCGCCAACGGCAGUCAGGCUUUCUCUGAGGACGUGGCUGAUUACGCCGUCGCCCUCUUGAUGGAUGUCCUCAGAAAGAUUUCGGCGGGCGAUAGGUAUCUGCGCUCCGGUUUGUGGUCCACGAAGGGAGAUUAUCCGCUUGGUUGGAAGCUAGGGGGAAAGCGAGUUGGAAUUGUGGGACUGGGGAACAUUGGCUCUGAAGUUGCCAAAAGGCUCGUGGCCUUUGGCUGCGCCAUUGCCUACAACUCCAGGAAGAAAAGGUCAUCUGUUUCAUUCCCAUACUACGCAGAUGUGUGCGACCUCGCGGCUAACAGCGACAUUCUCGUUAUUUGUGGUGCAUUGACAAGUGAAACCCACCACAUAAUCAACAAGGAUGUGAUGACAGCACUGGGGAAGGAAGGAGUCAUCAUCAACGUUGGCCGUGGAUCUCUCAUUAAUCAGAAGGAACUGGUGCAGUUUCUGGUGGAAGGUCAGAUUAGAGGUGCGGGGCUUGAUGUGUUUGAGAAUGAACCCAUUGUGCCUAGAGAACUACUUGAGUUGGAUAAUGUUGUGUUGUCUCCACAUAAUGCUGUUGUGACACCAGAAGCCUUUGAAGCUAUGCAAGAGCUGGCCAUAUCCAACUUGGGGGCCUUCUUCUCUAACAAACCUCUGCUAUCACCUAUCUAGCAUGUCACUGUUAGGAAUGGCUUGAGGUGGGCAUUUUUGGGCCAGAUGGAGAUUACCCUUACAGAAAAAGGGAUAGGAAGCUGGUAGAUAACAAACUCAAUUAUGCAAUAAGCAUACAUCAGGCCACCUAAUGAGGAAGGGUUUGGAAUGGGGAGACAGAAUAUAUAUCCAUAGGUAUAUAUAUGAGGCCACUUAAGUUUAGAUGAAUGAGUGAUUCAAAAUGAGAUGAAACAAUGCUCCUACCCGCUCCUCCAAAUAGAGACAAUGGGAUUAUGAUUAUUGUAAUUUUUCUAAAAAAAAUGUGAAUAAUUAUUCUUCAGAUGGGCAAUUUGAAAA